This is a messenger RNA of Impatiens glandulifera, 2440 nucleotides long. RefSeq names its product 3-hydroxy-3-methylglutaryl coenzyme A reductase 1-like. Gene Ontology annotation, cellular component: peroxisomal membrane; endoplasmic reticulum membrane. The transcript is spliced from 4 exons. Gene Ontology annotation, molecular function: hydroxymethylglutaryl-CoA reductase (NADPH) activity; protein binding. The record is from RefSeq and is a predicted model, not a curated record. Lineage: Eukaryota; Viridiplantae; Streptophyta; Magnoliopsida; Ericales; Balsaminaceae. Gene Ontology annotation, biological process: isoprenoid biosynthetic process; sterol biosynthetic process; coenzyme A metabolic process. The coding region runs from base 103 to 1878 and encodes 591 amino acids.
GCAUACUGAUCCCUCCCCUCCCUCCAAUCAAAAGCCGCAGAAUCAGCGCACAACCUUGCUAUUGACGGAGGAACUCACACACUCUCUCUCUCUCCUCCCGGAAUGGACGUUCGCCGGAAGUCCCCAAGACCGUCUGUCCCUUCUACCGACAACCGUAUCCACCAUCACCUCGAUGAGCGCUACCGCUACCACGACAACUCUCGCCGGUCCGUCGAUCGGACACCUUCUCCGGGACCCAAGGCAUCGGAUGCCCUUCCUCUGCCGCUUUACUUGACCAACGGCAUUUUCUUCACUCUCUUUUUCUCAGUCGCUUACUACCUUCUGCAGCGUUGGCGAGAGAAGAUCCGAUCAUCCACGCCGCUUCACGUUGUUACCCUAUCAGAACUUACCGCCAUAGUAUCUCUUAUCGCAUCCUUCAUCUACCUGUUAGGGUUUUUUGGCAUCGGUUUCGUCCAAUCGUUUAUCGCCCGUCCGUCUCAAGACGCCUGGGACGACGACGAAGAAAAUACUGACCGCUUCAUUCUUGAAGAGGAUCGACGGGUCGAGCCCUGUGCCGCGGCCCCCCCUGCGAUCGUUCAUCGGCCCAAACUUAAUGAACAUCCGGCCUUACCCUUGCCAGGGGAGGACGAAGAGAUCGUCGAUUCGGUUGUGUCAGGUGAAAUACCUUCUUACUCUCUUGAAUCCAAGCUCGGCGAUUGUCAUCGCGCGGCCUCAAUUCGACGGGAGGCUGUGCAGAGAAUUACAGGGAUGUCCCUUGCUGGCUUGCCUCUUGAAGGAUUUGAUUACGAGUCGAUUUUGGGCCAAUGCUGCGAAAUGCCUGUCGGCUAUGUUCAGAUUCCUGUGGGAAUUGCAGGGCCGUUACUCCUGGACGGAUGCGAGUACUCUGUUCCCAUGGCCACCACGGAAGGCUGUUUGGUUGCUAGUACAAACAGGGGAUGCAAGGCUAUAUAUGCUUCUGGAGGUGCUACGAGCGUUCUCUUGAGGGACGGUAUGACCAGAGCUCCCGUUGUCAGGUUUCAGUCGGCAAAGAGAGCUUCCGACCUCAAGUUCUUCUUGGAAGAUGAUCUUAAUUUCGAUCUCCUGUCAAUGGUUUUUAACAAAUCGAGCAGAUUUGCAAGACUCCAAAGAAUUCAAUGCUCCAUCGCUGGAAGAAAUCUUUACAUGAGGUUUUCUUGCAGUACUGGUGAUGCAAUGGGGAUGAACAUGGUCUCUAAAGGUGUUCAAAAUGUUUUGGACAUGCUCCAAAAUGACUUUCCUGAUAUGGAUGUUAUUGGAAUUUCUGGUAACUUCUGUUCAGAUAAGAAACCAGCUGCAGUAAACUGGAUUGAAGGGCGUGGGAAGUCUGUCGUUUGUGAAGCGGUUAUAACUGGGGAGGUUGUUGGAAAAGUUCUAAAAACAAAUAUACCAGCUCUUGUAGAGCUCAACAUGCUUAAGAACCUUGCUGGAUCUGCAGUUGCUGGUGCUCUUGGUGGUUUCAAUGCACAUGCUGCCAAUAUUGUCUCAGCAGUCUUCAUAGCUACUGGGCAGGAUCCUGCACAAAAUAUUGAGAGUUCCCACUGCAUAACCAUGAUGGAGGCCAUCAAUGGUGGCAAAGAUCUCCACGUUUCAGUUACCAUGCCUUCCAUUGAGGUGGGUACAGUAGGAGGAGGGACACAGCUGGCGUCACAAUCAGCUUGUCUGAACCUUCUAGGUGUGAAGGGUUCGAACCAAGAGUUGCCCGGUUCAAAUGCCAGACUUUUGGCAACCAUAGUGGCAGGUUCGGUUCUGGCUGGAGAACUCUCUCUGAUGUCUGCCAUAGCAGCCGGGCAGCUUGUGAAAAGCCACAUGAAAUACAACAGAUCCAUCAAGGAUUUCUCUAAAGCAGUAGCCUCCUCUUAAGACAGACAGACAGACAGACGACAGUUGUGGGGAAUGUAAUGUAAUUGAAUUGAACUGAACCAAUCAAUCUGGUGGCUGAGAGGAGAGUGAAAAGGAGGAGACAGGAGAUGGAAAAAAAAAAAGAUGAGGCUGCCACCAUAUUUUAGUUGGCACCUUAUGGUUUAGUUGUUUGUGAAGUUGGCAGAAGCCAUGACCAACCCCACCACCUUUCUGAUUCUCUGCGAGAUCACUCUCUUUUGAUCUGUGUUUGUUAUUAGAGGGAGGAGGGGGCCCCAAACAUAUUUCUAUUUACUGUUUGUUUGUUUGCUUGCUUGCUUGCCUGUUUGUGAAAAUUUGCAGUUUCUUUCUGUUGUUGGGUGUUCUUGAUUAUUAUAUCUUAUUUGGGAGUAGGUAUUAUUAAUUAUGUUGUUGGUGGAAGUCUUUGAUUAAUAUAUCUUAGUUGGGAGUAGGUAUUAAUUAUGUUGGGGGUGGAGAGUGGUUUGGGAAUUGGGAUGCUGCUUCAAUAACACUAUUGCUGUGUACAGAAGAAUCUGAUCAUGAAAAUGGACUAAAAUAGAACCAA